Messenger RNA from Naegleria lovaniensis, 480 nucleotides. RefSeq lists its product as uncharacterized. Lineage: Eukaryota; Heterolobosea; Eutetramitea; Acrasida; Naegleriidae. Bases 1 to 480 code for a protein of 159 amino acids. The record is from RefSeq and is a predicted model, not a curated record. The transcript has a single exon.
AUGCACCAAAGACUAACCAAAGGAGAUGUUUUAAGCCUGUACCGAAGGAUGCUCAAGCAAUCCUUGCUGAUACCCACUGCUCAAAAGAGAGAAAAUUUGAUACAAGAAAUUCGUUCUAAUUUUCGGAAGUAUAAACCUGUUACGAAUGAUGAGAUGAUAGAAGAGUUAUGGAAGAAGGCUCUAGAUAAAUACGGAUAUAUUUGUAUGAUCACUCCAAAGAGAGUGCAUACGGAAUCACAACAUAUUUCUGCAAAAACACAAUUCGUUAAAGUAGACGGCGAAUGGAAAGAUGUAAACCAACUCGCAUCCGAUGACAUUCAAAAACAAGACAAAGCAGCACAUAGUAAUUGGGGAAGAGGAAAUUUAGAUCCUGACCAAGUGAAACGACAUGAGUACUUGGUGAGAAGACAAAACUUUAUGGAGGGACCACUAAAAGGCUAUCGACCCGUUUACGAAAGAAACUGGCUUGGUGAUGAUUAA